AGACACCGAAACUGGGUAUCUAAGACAUAUCAAACAGACUAUGUUACUGAGGGAGACACUACCUCCUAGUCCUUGGUGCUUGUUCAGUCAAACAUCAAAUUUAGCAUCGUUCCAUGUUAUUCCAUUCCCAUGUUCUCAAGAAACACUCUUUGAAACUCUUAGUGCCCCCAACAACACUCACCAAAAAGACCCACUUUUCUUCACUCUCUUCCUCUUCCAACACUCACACUUACAGUGAAAGUCACACACACCCAAACCUUCUCAAACUCUGCAUCCUUUCCCACACUCUUUCGCAAACCAAGCAACUCCACGCCUUUGCCAUCCUCCAUGGCUUCCUUCCCCGCAGUGUCUCCCUCUGUGCCUCCCUCAUCCUCCAAUAUGCCACCUUUGGACACCCCACAACUUGCCUUCUUCUCUUCGAACACAGCGUUCCAUAUUCCCGCAGUGCCUUCUUGUGGAACACCCUUUCCCGUGCUAACUCCAUUGCAGGAGUCUUUGAUGGGUUCCGAGCCUAUAACCGCAUGGUUCGUGCUGGUGUUAAGCCUGAUGAUCACACCUACCCUUUUGUCCUGAAGGGGUGUUCUGAUUUUAUGGAGGUUGGGAAGGGUAGGGAGGUUCAUGGGGUUGUGUUUAAGUUUGGCUUUGAUUGGGAUGUCUUCGUUGGGAAUACCCUUUUGAUGUUUUACGGUAAUUGUGGGCUUUUUGCUGAUGCAAUGAAGGUGUUCGAUGAAAUGCGUGAGAGGGAUAAGGUGUCGUGGAAUACUGUUAUUGGGUUGUGUUCUCUUCAUGGGUUUUAUAAGGAAGCAAUUGGUUUUUUCAGAGAGAUGAUUGUAGCCACGUCGGGGAUUAAACCGGAUUUGGUUAGUGUUGUUAGUGUGUUACCGGUGUGUGCUGAGACUGAGGACGAGGUGAUGGCGAGAAUUGUGCACUGUUAUGUUUUGAAGGUUGGUUUGUUGGGCAAUGUAAAGGUUGGAAAUGCGUUGGUUGAUGUUUACGGGAAAUGUGGGAGUGGGAAGGCUUGUAUGAAAGUUUUUGAUGAAAUGGAUGAGAGAAAUGAGGUUUCCUGGAAUGCUAUUAUUACUAGUUUUUCUUUUAGAGGGCUCUAUAUGGAUGCUUUGGAUGUAUUUAGGUUGAUGAUUGAUGCUGGAAUGAGACCGAAUUCUGUCACCAUUUCUACUAUGCUACCUGUAUUGGGAGAACUUGGACUUUUUAAGCUGGGAAUGGAAGUCCAUGGGUUCAGUUUAAGGACGGCUAUUGAGUCUGAUAUUUUUAUUGCUAACUCAUUGAUAGAUAUGUAUGCGAAAUCAGGAUCUUCAAGAAUAGCGUCCACUGUAUUCAACAAAAUGGACGAUAGAAAUAUUGUGUCUUGGAAUGCUAUGGUUGCGAAUUAUGCUCAGAACAGGCUUGAGUUUGCAGCGGUAGAAUUAAUAAGGCAAAUGCAAGCUCAUGGAGAAACCCCCAACAAUGUAACCUUCACAAAUGUUCUUCCAGCUUGUGCAAGAUUAGGUUUCCUGAAUGUUGGAAAAGAAAUUCAUGCCAGGAUAAUACAGGCCGGAUGUGCCUUUGAUUUGUUUGUCUCUAAUGCUCUGACAGACAUGUAUUCAAAAUGUGGAUGCUUAAAACUUGCUCAAAAUGUCUUCAAUAUUUCUGUCAGGGAUGAAGUUUCCUACAACAUACUAAUUAUAGGCUAUUCUCAAACAACUGACUGCUCAGAGUCUCUAAAUUUGUUUUCAGAAAUGAGACUCUCUGGCAUGAUGCCUGAUAUUGUUUCAUUCAUGGGUGUUACAUCAGCUUGUGCAAAUCUGGCUUCCAUAGAGCAAGGCAAAGAGAUCCAUGGGCUGCUGGUAAGAAUGCUUUUUCACACUCAUCUUUUUGCAGCAAAUUCACUCUUGGAUUUAUACAUGAAGUGUGGUCGAAUAGAUCUUGCUACGAAGGUCUUUGACCAUAUUCAAAACAAGGAUGUGGCUUCUUGGAAUACUAUGAUUUUGGGUUAUGGUAUGCUAGGUGAGUUGGACACUGCAAUCAACCUUUUUGAAGCAAUGAAGGAAGAUGGUCUGGAAUAUGAUUCAGUUUCAUUUAUUGCAGUUUUGUCAGCAUGUAGUCAUGGAGGGCUAAUUGAGAAAGGGAGCAAAUACUUUAAGAAGAUGAAAGAUCUUAAUAUUGAGCCAACACAUAUGCACUAUGCUUGCAUGGUUGAUCUACUUGGAAGGGCUGGUCAAAUGGAAGAAGCUGCCGACCUUAUUAGAGGCCUCUCUAUUGUACCAGAUGCUAAUAUAUGGGGUGCACUACUUGGAGCGUGCCGAAUAUAUGGGAAUGUAGAAUUGGGACGCUUGGCAGCUGAGCAUUUGUUUAAAUUAAAGCCUGAGCACUGUGGAUACUAUAUACUCCUUUCAAAUAUGUAUGCAGAAGCUGAAAGAUGGGAUGAGGCAAACACGGUCAGGGAAUUGAUGAAAUCAAGGGGAGCUAAGAAAAAUCCUGGUUGCAGUUGGGUUCAAAUUGGAGAUCAGGUGCAUGCAUUUCUAGUUGGUGAGAAAAUAGAUAGCUUGGAUACUGGCUUUUGGCAAUCAGAAUGUUGUUAACUUUGUUAACCAUCAAGUAAAUCGUUGGGAGGUUGCCGGACUAGACGAUUAUACAGUUAUAAGCAUUUCUGGUUGCAUGAACUAACCGGAUUUUGAUUUUUCUUUUUACUGUUUAACUGCAUUCCUUGGGACACUAUUCAUUUAUUUGUUUUAAUUUGUGUUUAGCACAUUUAUCAAUCUAACAUUAUGAUGAAAAUUCUUAGGAAUUGAGGUAAUGCAAGUUCCUCUAGCAGGAAUUAUUGGUUUGA
Messenger RNA from Gastrolobium bilobum, 2827 nucleotides. Its product is annotated as pentatricopeptide repeat-containing protein At3g16610-like. The transcript has a single exon. The record is from RefSeq and is a predicted model, not a curated record. Lineage: Eukaryota; Viridiplantae; Streptophyta; Magnoliopsida; Fabales; Fabaceae. Gene Ontology annotation, molecular function: protein binding; RNA binding. Bases 114 to 2579 code for a protein of 821 amino acids. Gene Ontology annotation, biological process: RNA modification.